AAAAUAAAUAGAGCAAAGCCCCAGCCGCCGCACGGCCACGUUGCCGCUCGCCGUACACGAAGAGAGGAGCAGCAGGCAGUAAAGCGAGCAGCUUUGCCAGGAUGCGUGCGCGGGUGGUGUUGGCAUCGGCCGCAGCGGUGCUGCUGCUCCUGGUGGACGGCGGCGCCUGCGCCAUGUACAAGGUGGGCGACCUCGACGCCUGGGGCGUGCCGCCGCCCUCCAAGCCCGACGUCUACAAGCGCUGGGCCAAGUCCAUCCACUUCGCUCUCGGCGACUCCAUCUGGUUCCUCUACCCGCCCAGCCAGGACUCGGUGCUGCAGGUCACGCCGCAGGCCUUCGCCGCCUGCGACCUGUCGUCCCCCGUGCUCAAGCUCGCCGACGGCAACUCCGUCUUCAACCUCACCACGCCCGGCCGCGCCUACUUCACCAGCGGCACGCCGGGACACUGCCUCAAGGGCCAGAAGCUCUGGGUCGACGUGCCCAUGGCCAACGGCACCUACCUGCAGCCCUCCGCCAGCGACCUCGCCGCCCUCGCGCCCACGCCGGCGGCCGAGGCGCCCGAGGGGUCCCUGCCGGCCUCCGCCCCGGCAGGCGCGGCCCACCCCUCGCCCGCGCUCCGGGCCGUCGCCGGCGCUGGAUCCGUCGCCGCUGCGGCCGCUCUCUCCUUCGCUCUCCCUCUCCUCCUGUGAUAGUCACAGCUAGUUAGCUACCUCAAGUCCUGCUUUUGCGUUAUGAGAUCUUCUCCAUUGGGACUUGGUAGUGAGUUGAGUUCUUGGGUUGAUUGGGGGCAUUCGGAUGAUCAGAGCUUGGAUCUCCAAUUUUUUUAUUAGUUUCUAUCUAGAUCUCUCUCUGACUCUCUCCAUUUACAUUGUGCAAUGCAAUGACAACAUGGAUCGUUUUGCAUC
Molecule: messenger RNA, 905 nt
Organism: Panicum hallii
Lineage: Eukaryota; Viridiplantae; Streptophyta; Magnoliopsida; Poales; Poaceae
Product: mavicyanin-like
Exons: 2
Coding region: 102-689 (195 amino acids)
Cellular component (GO): plasma membrane
Molecular function (GO): electron transfer activity
Source: RefSeq, a predicted model, not a curated record